AUUUCCUCUCUCUCUCUCUCUCUCUAACUUGGAAAAAUCUUCCUCCCAAAUGCAAAAACCAGGAAACCCACCAUCAAGAAUGCUCGAUUUAACCGUAUCUUCUUUCACCGACCCAUGUUCAGAAGAGAACCAGACCAAUUCCACCAUGGAAGAGGCCCUGGAAUCGAUCCUCCAAGCCUGUGAAUUAUCCAGAAAGCUCCAAACUGACCUCCCAAACUUGGCGAAACACAGAAAUCUUCUAAUCGAUUCUUGUUCAGAGAUUGUAAAGAGCUUGAAUUUAGCCAUGAAUCAACUGAGCAACUCACACCCAUCUCUCUCUAAUUUAGAGAGAGGUUAUCCCUGGGCAAUUCAGUCGCCGAAAGGGAAGAGAGAGGUUGUAGAGUUGAUGGAGAUUUCCCCUGAGAGUCAUGACAUCGAAGUCUUUCGUUCUCCUGCAACUGAGAGUGCAAAGAAGAGGAAGGGGGGGAGAGAGAGUUCUAUCCUCAGGGUUUGUGCACCACGCAUAGAAGGGGCCAUGGACACCCUGCCAGAGGAUUCAUUCACCUGGAGGAAGUACGGGCAAAAAGAAAUCCUCAAUUCCAAAUUCCCCAAGAGCUAUUAUAGGUGUGCCCACAGGACCACAGGAUGUGAGGCCAAGAAAUAUGUCCAAAGACUGGACAAUGAUCCACAGAUAAUUGAAGUCACUUAUUUGGGGCGUCAUAUUUGCCAGGCUUCAAGGCCUGAAUUCCAAGCAGAAAUGAGAGCUAAAUUUGAAGGAACCAUCCAUAAUUCAGAGAAAGUAGAGGAAAUCCCCACUGCCUCUGUGGCUAAAUCCUCAGAAACUUUAAUGACUACUGGUUUUAAGAGUGGGAAAAUGGAGACUAGAGAAGGCUCAGAGUCCCCUAUAUUGGACUACACAGAUGUGAUGUUUACUGGUCCAAGUGGUGGCAUCAAUAUGGAUUCCAUUUUCUCUUGCUCUCCAAAGCACGAGGAUUGAAUUAGUGAAAAAAGCACAAACCCCAUUCACACUAUGGAGUCCAUUUUGGAAAAGGAGAGGUCUAUUUUAAAUUUUUUAUUUUAUUUUUAUGCUUUUAGUUAUUUUGGGAGCUCAAACCCCAUUCACAUUGAUAGAUGAUGACAAGCCAAGAGAGCUAUAGAGCUUUUCCUUUUAAUA
Molecule: messenger RNA, 1153 nt
Organism: Amborella trichopoda
Lineage: Eukaryota; Viridiplantae; Streptophyta; Magnoliopsida; Amborellales; Amborellaceae
Gene: WRKY55
Product: WRKY DNA-binding protein 55
Biological process (GO): regulation of DNA-templated transcription
Cellular component (GO): nucleus
Molecular function (GO): transcription cis-regulatory region binding; DNA-binding transcription factor activity
Source: RefSeq, a predicted model, not a curated record